CUCUUUUCCCCUCAACCAUCUCCAUCGAAUCCCUUUCUCCAAUCUUCCAACAUGUGUGACUCCAAAGACUGCAAGUCCAGUGGAACCCCCUCCACGGACGGAGGGUCAACCGACAAAGGGUUCACCUACACUGGCUCUGGGGUCAAUGACAAGGGCAAUCACUACUGCUCCCGUGACUACGGUCCAAGCUCUGGCUCCAAUGGAGAGGAGGGAAAACCCGGCUACCACUACUCCAACAGUGACGGAUCAUACUACUACUCCAACCCCAAUGGCAGCAAGUACUACAAUGACGGAAAGGGCUACGAUCGAUACACCGCCCCAGACGGGCAGACCUUCGAGCGUCACGAAACCCAGGACCAAGGCUCCGGUGAGACAAACGAGAGUAGGGUGACUGCCGGAGUGGAAAUUACUGAGGAGGGUGCUGAUGAGGCCACCGACGGUGAUGACGAGGAGGAUUCCAGCGAUGGGACGGGCUCGUGUGCCUCGUAUGAUUAUGAUGGGGAACCGUUUGGCGGUCUUGAAGAGGCGAUUUACAGUGAUGAAGAGGGCUUGGAGGGUGGCGAUGACGAUGACCAGUAUGGUGAAAGUUGCGGAGAUUUUGAUGAUGUACCUGUGGAAGAAAUCGUCUUUUAUUAUUGAUGCUUUUGAAG
Aspergillus campestris IBT 28561 is the source of this 650-nucleotide messenger RNA. RefSeq lists its product as uncharacterized. Lineage: Eukaryota; Fungi; Ascomycota; Eurotiomycetes; Eurotiales; Aspergillaceae. The coding region runs from base 52 to 639 and encodes 195 amino acids. The record is from RefSeq and is a predicted model, not a curated record. The transcript is spliced from 4 exons.